Messenger RNA from Tribolium madens (black flour beetle), 6889 nucleotides. RefSeq names its product rap guanine nucleotide exchange factor 2 (gene PDZ-GEF). Gene Ontology annotation, biological process: Ras protein signal transduction; positive regulation of GTPase activity. Gene Ontology annotation, cellular component: apical plasma membrane; plasma membrane. The transcript is spliced from 18 exons. Lineage: Eukaryota; Metazoa; Arthropoda; Insecta; Coleoptera; Tenebrionidae. Gene Ontology annotation, molecular function: protein binding; guanyl-nucleotide exchange factor activity. Bases 323 to 4621 code for a protein of 1432 amino acids. The record is from RefSeq and is a predicted model, not a curated record.
GAGUCGGUUUAGUUUACCUUGAACGGUGCCGGUAGUUGGGUUGUGAGUAAGUUCUACCUGUCGCCGCAUCUUUGUUUAUGCUAAGGUGAACCAGUGUUGUGCCCUUUUACCGGAUUAACAAACACGAAAUGUGACUUAAAUCCGUAUCCGCCACCUGAGCCCCGCAAUUAAAAUGAUGGGAUCAGCACCCAGAAGCGGAAAUCUCUCCCAUCUUGCGCCAACUCCGACCGUGGGAUCCGUCGAAAAAGCUUCAAUUUUUUUGGUUUUGUGACGUAGAAAGUGACAUCAUUUGAAUUUGAAUAUAGCAAAAAAAGAGUGUUCGAUGCGCGAAGUGGACGCAGUCAAGUUACGAAGCGCUGGCUUCGAGCCCCCUCGAAAUGGUGUGGUGGCGCCCUCGUGCGGCGUUAUGACGGACUGGGAUCAAAUGUUUGUGAGGUCGCUAGCUAAACCGCCGGCAUGCAGAUCCCUGCAAGACCUACAAGUCAUUUAUUACGGACUCAGCGGAUUGGAGGCGCUGCAAACGCUGAGGGAUUCGGCGUUGCGCGCGUUUUGCAAAAUUGUGCGCUAUGAGAAGCAUCAAGCCAACGACGUUUUGUACUACACGGGGGAGCUGUCAACAUGCUGGUACAUCCUUCUCUCAGGGUCCGUUUUCAUCGACGGUUCUAUGUUCUUGCCUCGGUCCAGUUUCGGCAAAAGAACAGGAGGCAGUGCUCGUCGCCAGAACGUGUGUUUCGUCCUGGAACCGUCAGAGAUGAUUGUGAUCGAUUAUCCGGACAUUGAGCAAAGUAGAAGAGUACAAAAUUCGCCACUGAUGGAUCAUCCGCAGCAUCGCAACAUCAACAUGAUGUUAGACCACGCUUAUGCCCAAAACAUGAUGKGACCGAGUCUGUAUCACAAGUGCAGCCGAGGCUCCCACUCUUCGGACACGAGUUCGGCCUACAGCGGCUCCGACACCAUGGCCUCAAACCAAUCGGAACUCGACGGAGAAGACAUCGACUUUACCGGCUUGGUCGAGAGUAUCGUCGAUAGCGACGAGGAGGACGACUUGGCCGAAAGCAUGGAUAGUCUGACGGUGCGCGACCGCGUCCGCGACUGUUUGGAAAAGGAGCCUCAAGACCGCACCGAGGACGACAUCGAGGCGCUGCUGGAGUUCACUCAGCACCUGAAGGCCUUCACCAACAUGACCUUGGCUGUGAGACGUGCCCUUUGCGCAGUUAUGGUAUUCGCAGUGGUAGAUAAGGCUGGUACAACGGUCAUGAACGAUGGAGAGGAGCUAGACUCAUGGUCGGUGGUAGUCAAUGGGUGCGUGGAAGUGAUCAUUCCUGGUGAAGAGAGUCAGACUUUGACUACGGGAGAGGCCUUUGGGAUUCUCCCCACGAUGGAGAAACUCUACCAUAAGGGGGUGAUGGUUACCAAAUGCGACGAUUGUCAAUUUGUGUGUAUCACUCAAUCGGAUUACUAUAGAAUCCUGCACCAAGGGGAGGAAAACACUCGCCGUCACGAAGACAACGGUAAAGUGGUCAUGGUGACGGAACUCCGGGGGUCUAUGGAGCCUGGAAGCAACCGACGAGGUCACGUGGUGAUCAGAGCCACCGCUGAACGUCUUAUGCUCCAACUAGUCGAAGAGAAUUCACUCACGGACCCCACCUAUGUCGAGGAUUUCCUCCUCACUCAUCGCACUUUUAUUCCAAGUCCGCUUCAUGUAGCCAACCAACUCCUGGAGUGGUUCAAAGACCCCGAUGUGCGGGAUAGAGUCACCCGAGUGGUGCUUCUUUGGGUCAAUAAUCAUUUUACCGACUUUGAAACAGAUCCCGACAUGAUCGACUUCUUGGAAACCUUUGAACAAGGUUUGGAGGAUGAGAAAAUGAGCGGACAAUUGAGACUCCUCAAUAUUGCUUGUGCGGCAAAAGCAAGAUUAAGGAAUGUGGUACUGGCGAGGUCAAGUCGGGAUGAGCCCCUCAAUUUCCAGGUUUUGGGAGGGUUUGAGCGAAAUUUCGGGAUUUUUAUCUCGAAAGUGGAGAAGAAAACCAAAGCGGAGGAUGUUGGGUUGAAGCGAGGGGAUCAAAUUAUUGAGGUUAAUGGGCAAAGUUUUGAGCACGUCAGCCAUGCCCGAGCCCUUGAAAUACUCCGAGGAACGACCCAUUUGAGUAUCACCGUCAAGUCAAACCUCCUACACUUUAAAGAAAUGUUAAACACACCAGAUAAUUCACCGAGACCGCGAAGUCGAAAAGUUUCCGAAAUUUCGAAAUUACAGACCGAUCCAAGAGCUAGACUUUCAAGUGUCGACGGUAAUUUAGUGUUAAGUAACGAAUCGCCAUGUGCGCAACCGGUGACCAUCGGGAGUCCACAAAAAGAGAACAAAAAACCUAGUUUUAUGACACUUGGACCGAAAAGAAGGCUACAAAAAGCCCUCAUGAAGAUGAAUAUCCUACCCAAGAAUAUUAUCAGUGUUGGGACCGACCAAGUUGAUAAUUUUAAUGCUCCGAGUAACCUAGGCUCGAAUUUAUACCAGUCGCAGAGCAACCCAGACUUGAUGUCGAUUUGUUAUGAUGAUCUCAGAUGUGCCGAUUAUCCGGAACAUGUCCUUAAGGUGUACAAACCCGAUCAAAGCUACAAAUACCUACUGGUUCAUAAAGAGACCACCGCUCAUGAAGUCGUGAUGUUAGCCUUGCAAGAGUUUGGCAUAACUGACCCUAGUAGUAACUAUAGUUUAUGCGAGGUUAGCGUUACCGACACCCAGACUAUCAAGCAACGCCGUCUACCGGACCAAUUACAAAACUUGGCCGAACGUAUCGGCCUUAAUAGUCGCUACUAUUUGAAAACAAACGGAAUCACUGAAACUCUAGUACCUGACGAACUCGCUCCGGAAUUAGUUCGGGAAAGCGCUGUUCAUUUUCUUCAGUUGAACGCCGUGGAAGUUGCCAUUCAGUUGACGUUACAGGACUUUAGUAUUUUUCGACAGAUUGAACCGACGGAAUAUAUUGACGAACUUUUCGAACUCAAAUCGAAAUAUGGCACACCGAUGCUUGAACAGUUUGCUGCUUUGGUCAAUAAAGAGAUGUUUUGGGUCGUGACGGAAGUCUGCAGUGAACAUAACCCCGUGAGACGCAUGAAAAUUAUCAAACAGUUUAUAAAAGUUGCACGACAAUGCAAAGAGUGCAAGAAUUUCAAUUCAAUGUUUGCUAUUAUCAGUGGGCUUGGGCAUGGAGCAGUGUCACGAUUGAGACAAAGUUGGGAUAAGCUUCCGGGGAAGUACCAGAGGGUGUUUUCCGAUUUGCAACAAUUAAUGGACCCUUCGAGGAACAUGAGCAAGUACCGACAGCUCGUCAGUGCCGAACAGAGUCAACCGCCUAUAAUUCCUUUCUAUCCCGUGGUCAAAAAAGACCUCACCUUCAUCCACCUGGGCAACGAUUCGCAAGUUGAAGGCCUAGUGAACUUCGAGAAGCUUCGCAUGAUUGCCAAAGAAGUCCGUUCUUUGAGUAAUAUGUGUAGCAGCCCUUAUGACCUUUUGACAAUGCUGGAACUUGGAGGCCAACCCGCUAGUAACGCUAUGGUGGCCUUAAACCAACUGACAACGGCCUCGUCUCAGCACCAUCCUCAAGGCCAGACCACAGUCAAGCGACGAAAAAAGUCAACAGCGGCGCCUAAUCCUAAGAAAAUGUUCGAGGAGUCCCAAAUGGUGCGAAGAGUGAAAGCGUAUUUGAACAAUCUUCAUGUGGUGAACGAUGAAUCCAAACUCCACGAGAUGUCGCUGGAGUGCGAACCGGCAUCGGGGGGUAGUAGCUCAGGCCCGGGGAGUCAACGAGGCAAGAGGCAUGCCUCACCAGCGCCCUCCACUACCAGRAGUACGAGUAGUACAAGCGAUGAGCGUAAACCCACCGCUAAGUUUGGAUCAGCGUCGCCGCAAGCCGUCCGGAAGUUGUUAGCGUUGUCAGAGCCGAAUAAGACGCGGCCGCACCAACCGAGGCAAUUGCCGAGCCAUGGAGUGACCCCAUCGCAGGCUAGUCCGGCUGUGAGAAGAGCGCCGAGUGCAACCGGUAGUUAUUCGAGUUACGGAUCACACAGUUCUAGUAGUUCGGGUGCGGGCGGCCGCGCCAUGCAUGAAAGAUCGCAUUCGGACACCCCCACACCUUUGCCUUCCGUUGCUCUAUCGGCUGAAAGCAGUAGUGUCACGUCGCUCAGUAACUUGCCCCUAAGAAAAACUGUUACUUCCGGUUCUGUUACUUCUUCCGACUCUGGUCACAGCACUAUGAGUCACUGUACAACAAGCUCUGAGACUACCAUCGGACUUUCGCACCCUUACCAAGCUCGGUGUCCGAGUCCACCACGACAUCCUCCGCCUUUGCCAGGCUGGUGUCCCUAUACUGGUGCUAUGCCUCCUUGCCCCCAUGCUGUGGCCGUUUUGCCCCCUUUACCCCAAGCUUUGCGCAAUGGUGCAGGCCGAAGACAACCUCCUGCAUAUAGUGUGGCAGCUCAAAUGGCCCGAUUGCAUCGACUGGGUCGUGCCCAUUCCCAUGAAGGGGUCACUCAGGGUUACCUCUACCAUAAUGAUCCUGAUACUGAUCAGGACUUGACUGACUUACUGACUGGCGACUCUGACACUCUCAUCAUUAUGGUUUGACUUUUGACCUGACCUGACCCGACGAUUAUACCUCAUGCAUUGUCAUGUUCAUACUACAUACAGAAGAGUUUCAUUGCGUGGAUGCGAUAGUUGGGCUCGUGACGUGUUUAAAAAAAUCGUAUGUUACUCGGGAUUUAAAGAAAAAUUACAAACAACAUAUUAAAAAUCAUUGUCACAGUCACUAGAAUAACUGAAUUAAUUUAAUUAAAAUUUUUGGGCUAUGUUAAGAAGAGAGAUUUAAUUCGAACAAAUAGGUCAAAAUGAGGAAAAGAAUAAAUGCUACUACAAAAAUUCAAAUAUUAAUUAUCUUAUCAAUAAAAUAAAAUAACAGUCAAUUUGGAAUUUGUGACGAUUGUGUGUCAUUAGUCUCAUUAAAACACUCAAAUCUACUUGAAAAAUGGCAACAWCGCAGAUUUAUUUUUUUGUUUCAUUUGGGUCACCAAAAUAAUAAUACAUUUUUCGAGGGACAAUUCUUUCAUGAAAAGUGGCAGAAUUUGUAUAGAAUUGUCACAAGAAUUAGUUACGGGUUAACAGCAUUCACUUUUAAGCACUUUUUUAUUGUCAAUUUUAACAGUUAUUAAUUUUAAUCACAACAAACAGUAAAUUUUUGGAAGCAAUUUUGAAAUUGUUUUUAUGAAAUUCAAAUUUUAAUCUUUUUUUUUUAAGUUAAUACAGGGGUGUUGUAACUCUUGCCCUACAGAAAAAUUUCAAGUAAGAUAAGGUACUAGGAACAUGGAAAAAAUGUUUAAAAAAUUUUGACAUUUAUUUUUUGACAUUUGACAUUUUUUAUGUCUAGUUAAUGAUACUGAUGAUCUUGUAUAUGUUUUUUUAUAAUUAUUUGUUAAAGGUACAAAAAUUUUGUCAAUAGAAGCCACAAAUAACAUUAAACAGAGUUAUAAUUUGUAGCAAAACAACUUGGAAAAUUAUUUUUUCAACUGAAAUAUAAAGAGAGUGAAAGUCCAAAAUUUAAACUCUCAUAACAUAGAAUUUUUAAACAUUUUUUUCAUGUUCCUGGUAUUUUACUUUACAUGGCAUUUUUCUCUGGGACGCGAGUUCUGGCGCACUCUGUAUAUUACAAAAUUUAAAAAACUGUUGCUUUGCAAGUUUUUCAGUCUACAUUUAAUGAUUUGAAGGUAUUAAGUUCGCAUUGUUUGCAAAACAAUGGCUUGAUGACAUAGAAUGCUUAAUUAAAUGUUAUAUUUUUUUUAAUUAAAAAAAUUAGUUUUGUUUAAUUAAAUUUUAAAUCGUAAUAAAAAAUAACAUAAAAUUCUCGUGUAUUUUUGUCUCUCGCUCUCUAUUCUUACGAAUGGAUGUUUCUAUUUCGUUUUAUACAGUUUUUGAACCAUUAUUUUUAUCAGUUUAUUGGUCACGAGUUUUUGAUGUAUGUAUUCAAUAUUGGUUUUUAAUAUUUUUGAAGAACAUUUCAACUUUUCUCAUUUUCUCUUCCUGGAUUUUAACACAUUUUCAGUGUUGAAAUUCAACAAUAAGUAUAAUCCGAAAUUUGACACUAUUUCUUCAGUUUUUUUACUUCGUCAAUUAUUUUUUAUUCUUUUUUUGAUCUUUAGCUCACUCUGUAAUAAAUCUACAGUUUCUUUAUAAACGUCUUCUUUCUUUCUUUUCGUAAACAAAAUUCUUGAAUUUUGUCGAUAAUUAUUUUAAUUUCCGAUUUUGAUUAGCAUUAAUUUCUUCACACUUUUUGUAAUUAUGGUUUUCAAAAAUCUAAGUUGCUUAUUCUACUUAAAUUAUCUCUUCAUUCUUUACCUCUUGGAUUUUAACACUUUUUCAGAUUCUGUAAUUUGACAAUUUUCUACUUUUUCAGUCACAAUGAAAAUUGCUCUUCUCAAACUUUUUCUCAGUUAAUUUAAUUUUUUAUUCCAUUUUAAUUUAACAACAUUUAAACUUUUUUAAUUUUUUCUUCCUGGAUUUUAUCACAUUUGAUUUGACGCUUUUUCUUCAGUUUUUCUUUUAACUCUGUAAUAAGCCUGCAGUUUCUUCAUAAACGUCUCCUUUCUUUCUUUUCGUAAACAAAAUUUUUGAUUGUCAAUAAUAUUUUAAUUUUUAUAAUUUCCGAUUUCGAUUAGCAUUGAUUUCUUCACAUUUUUUGUAAUUAUGGUUUUCAAAAACCUAAGUUCCAAUUCUGGAGUCAAAAAUUGUGUUUUUCAAAAUAGUACCGUGCGAUCAAAAAAGGAUAAAUUAGAGUAGGCGUCGAUUAAAUUCUACAGAUGGCAACAUAUUGGCUGGGAAUCUGGGCUGGUAAUUUUCCACACA